Molecule: messenger RNA, 240 nt
Organism: Penicillium argentinense
Lineage: Eukaryota; Fungi; Ascomycota; Eurotiomycetes; Eurotiales; Aspergillaceae
Exons: 1
Coding region: 1-240 (79 amino acids)
Source: RefSeq, a predicted model, not a curated record
AUGGUCGACCAAAGUGCAUUGGAAGGCGUUGACAAUCGGUUGGGCUUGCCCAUCAACCCUAUCGUGAUCGAAGACGACGACACCUGUGACGUGCAGAAUACGUCAGAGAACCAUAAUUCCGAUGCAGAUACAGUGAUUAUGGGUACACCGGAGUCCUGGAGAUGUUUAGACAAGUUACACCGCUCCGACUCGAUUGGGAAAGGCACGGUUUGCCGUUCGAAUCAGGGUCAUCUGAAAUGA